This is a messenger RNA of Quercus robur (English oak), 3667 nucleotides long. RefSeq lists its product as uncharacterized. Gene Ontology annotation, cellular component: cytoplasm; nucleus. The coding region runs from base 154 to 3300 and encodes 1048 amino acids. The transcript is spliced from 21 exons. The record is from RefSeq and is a predicted model, not a curated record. Gene Ontology annotation, molecular function: small GTPase binding; nuclear import signal receptor activity. NCBI's taxonomy places the organism in Eukaryota, Viridiplantae, Streptophyta, Magnoliopsida, Fagales, Fagaceae. Gene Ontology annotation, biological process: protein import into nucleus.
ACCCUUAAAUACUAAGCAAAGCAAAACCCAAAAACCCUCACACAGGCAUAGCAAGCAGCCUCUUUCUCUGUAACCAAAAAAACACAACACACAGACACAGGCACAGACACAGAGAAAGAGAGAAAGAGAGAGAGAGAAACAAAGAAGGAAGAAAUGGCUCAGUCUUUGGAGCUUUUGUUGAUACAAUUCUUGAUGCCUGACAACGAUGCUCGGCGGCAAGCGGAGGAGCAGAUAAAGCGGCUGGCCAAGGACCCACAAGUGGUCCCUGCGCUCGUGCAGCACCUCCGCACCGCCAAGACCCCCAACGUCCGCCAGCUCGCCGCCGUGCUCCUCCGCAAGAAGAUCACCGGACACUGGGCCAAGCUGUCACCUCAACUCAAGCAUUUGGUCAAGCAAUCACUGAUUGAGAGCAUCACAAUGGAACACAGUCCACCAGUGAGGCGAGCAAGUGCAAAUGUGGUCAGUAUCGUAGCAAAGUAUGCCGUUCCAGCAGGAGAGUGGCCUGACUUGCUUCCCUUUUUGUUCCAAUGUAGCCAGAGUGCACAGGAAGACCAUAGAGAAGUGGCAUUGAUCCUUUUCAGCUCUUUAACUGAAACCAUUGGGAAUAGUUUUCAACCUCAUUUUGCCGAUUUGCAAGCUCUUCUAUUAAAGUGUCUACAGGAUGAGACAAGCAAUCGUGUUAGAGUUGCUGCUCUCAAAGCAGUGGGAUCUUUUCUAGAGUUCACUAACGAUGGGGCUGAAGUGGUCAAGUUUCGUGAGUUCAUUCCUAGCAUUUUGCACGUAUCAAGACAGUGUCUUGCCUCUGGAGAUGAAGAUGUAGCUGUAAUUGCUUUUGAAAUCUUUGAUGAGCUGAUUGAAUCUCCUGCACCUCUUCUUGGUGAAUCUAUUAAAUCCAUUGUGCAGUUCGCCCUUGAAGUUUGCUCAAGUCAAAAUUUGGAAUCCAACACACGUCAUCAGGCUAUUCAGAUAAUUUCAUGGCUGGCAAAGUACAAGUCCAAUUCCCUUAAAAAGCAUAAGUUGGUCAUCCCUAUCCUGCAAGUUAUGUGCCCUUUGCUUGCAGAAUCAACUGAUGGAAAUGAAGAUGAUGAUCUUGCACCAGAUAGAGCUGCCGCUGAAGUUAUUGACACUAUGGCUUUGAAUCUUCCAAAGCAUGUGUUUGCCCCUGUUUUAGAAUUUGCUUCUUUGAGUAGUCAGAAUGCAAAUCCAAAGUUUCGGGAAGCUUCUGUAACUGCUCUAGGUGUCAUUUCAGAGGGUUGUUUGGAGUUGAUGAAAAAUAAGUUGGAGCCUGUUCUUCAUAUUGUCUUAGGGGCUUUAAGGGAUCCCGAACAAAUGGUUAGAGGGGCUGCAUCAUUUGCAUUAGGUCAGUUCGCUGAGCAUUUGCAGCCUGAAAUUGUAUCCCAUUAUGAAAGUGUUCUUCCCUGUAUCUUAAAUGCCCUUGAGGAUGCAUCUGAUGAAGUAAAGGAGAAGUCAUACUAUGCUUUGGCUGCAUUCUGUGAGAACAUGGGGGAGGAGAUCCUUCCUUUUCUCGAUCCUCUGAUGGGCAGACUAUUGGCUGCCCUCCAAAGUAGCCCUCGAAAUUUGCAGGAGACAUGCAUGUCUGCAAUCGGUUCAGUUGCAUCAGCUUCAGAGCAAGCGUUCCUUCCAUAUGCUGAAAGGGUUCUGGAGUUGAUGAAAAAUUUCAUGGUGCUUACCAAGGAUGAGGAUCUCUGUUCAAGAGCAAGGGCUACUGAACUAGUUGGAAUCGUUGCAAUGUCUGUAGGAAGAACGGGGAUGGAACCGAUUCUACCGCCUUUCAUAGAAGCUGCAAUUGCAGGUUUUGGAUUGGAGUAUAGUGAGCUUCGGGAGUACACCCAUGGAUUUUUCAGCAAUAUAGCAGAAAUACUGGCUGAUGGCUUUGCACAGUAUCUUCCUCAUGUUGUGCCUCUGGCAUUUGCUUCCUGCAAUCUGGAUGAUGGCUCUGCAGUGGACAUUGAUGAGUCUGAUGAUGAAAAUAUUAAUGGAUUUGAUGGAGUUUCAUCUGAUGAUGAAGCUCAUGAUGAGCCAAGAGUACGAAAUAUCAGUAUAAGAACCGGAGUUCUUGAUGAAAAGGCAGCUGCUACUCAGGCACUUGGCUUAUUUGCUGAACACACAAAGAUUUCUUAUGCACCCUAUUUGGAGGAGUCACAGAAAAUUUUGGUGAGACACUCAGGCUAUUUUCAUGAAGAUGUUCGGCUUCAGGCAAUCAUAGGUUUAAAACACAUAUUAACAGCAGCACAGGCGAUCUACCAGAGUCAACAUGAAGGACUGGCAAAAAUAAAAGAAGUUCUUGAUACUGUGAUGAAUAUUUAUAUCAAGACUAUGACUGAAGAUGAUGACAAGGAAGUUGUCGCUCAAGCUUGUAUGAGCAUAGCUGAUAUCAUCAAGGAAUAUGGAUACGUGGCCAUUGAGCAAUUCGUGCCUCGGCUUGUUGAUGCUACUUUGGUAUUGCUCCGAGAAGAAUCUUGUUGUCAGCAAGAAGAAUCUGACGGUGACAUUGAUGAUGAUGAUACCAAACAUGAUGAAGAGCUUAUGGAUGCAGUUUCUGAUCUUCUUCCUGCAUUUGCCAAGUCCAUGGGUUCUCAUUUUGCACCUAUCUUUGCAAAGUUAUUCGAUCCUUUAAUGAAAUUUGCGAGAGCUUCACGCCCUCCGCAAGAUCGUACUAUGGUGGUUGCUUGCCUCGCUGAAGUAGCUCAGGAUAUGGGUCCUCCAAUUGCUGGCUAUGUCGAUCGAGUGAUGCCCAUAGUACUAAAAGAACUAGCUUCAUCUGAGGCAACUAAUAGAAGGAAUGCUGCAUUUUGUGUUGGAGAGCUGUGCAAAAAUGGGGGCGAGUCAACUUUAAAAUACUAUGGUGAUAUAUUGCGUGGACUUUUCCCAUUAUUUGGGGAAUCAGAACCAGACAAUGCUGUCAGGGAUAAUGCAGCUGGCGCUGUGGCAAGGAUGAUAAUGGUUUAUCCUGAGUCCAUCCCAUUAAACCAGGUCCUUCCUGUCUUCCUAAAAGCUCUCCCCUUAAAAGAAGAUCAUGAAGAGUCCAUGGCAGUCUAUAGUUGUGUAUCUACUCUUGUUUUAUCAUCAAAUCCCCAGAUCCUCACUCUAGUUCCUGAGUUGGUUAAUCUAUUUGCUCAAGUAGUGGUGUCCCCAGAAGAAACUUCUGAAGUUAAAGCUCAAGUGGGAAGAGCUUUCUCUCACUUGAUUUCUCUAUAUGGUCAACAAAUGCAACCCCUUUUAAGCAACCUUUCUCCAGCACAUGCUAAUGCACUAGCUGCAUUUGCCCCAAGAAGCUGAUACCUAGUCGAAAAGUUGUCAUUCUUUCCCGUCAUGUUGACUUCCAAAUUAGUUUUUCAAAGGGGAUUUUGUUUGUUAUACCUAUUUUUUAGUUUGAAAGUUGUGGGACCUGAAAGAAGUUCAUCAUCUCUACCAGGUUAUUGGUCCUGCUGCUGAUUCCAGUGCCUUCUCCAUUUUUCCUGUGUGGAGACACUGCCUUUUCUUCUAGUUUCACAAUAUUUAAAAUAUUCAUUUUCUUUCAAAAUUUAUUGUGUUUUACUUGGGUUUGGCUCCUGUGUUAUGUUCUUUUAUUUAUUAUUAUUUUUUGUUGGGGGUUUGUAUAUCACAACAAUGCAUCCAAUUCUCAAUUAGAAGAAGUUUUUGUAUA